Rosa chinensis is the source of this 489-nucleotide messenger RNA. Its product is annotated as translation initiation factor IF-2-like. Lineage: Eukaryota; Viridiplantae; Streptophyta; Magnoliopsida; Rosales; Rosaceae. The transcript is spliced from 2 exons. The coding region runs from base 1 to 489 and encodes 162 amino acids. The record is from RefSeq and is a predicted model, not a curated record.
AUGCGUUCUGGAGAUCGAACAGAGGGAGACCGAGCAGAGGAGAUAGACCGAGCAGAGACCGAGCAGAGAUCGACCGGAGACCGAGCGGAGAUCGGGCGGAGACCGAGCGGAGAUCGGGCGGAGACUGAGCGGAGAUCGGGCGGAGAUCGGGCGGAGAUCGGGCGGAGACCGAGCGGAGAUCGGGCGGAGAUCGAGCGGGGGAGAUCGAGCGGAGGAGAUCGACCGGAGAUCGAGCAGAGGGAGAUCGACCGGAGACCGAGCAGAGAUCGACCGGAUGGAGAUGGGAGAUCGACCGAUGGAGAUGGGAGAUCGACCGGAGACCGAGCAAAGGGAGAUCGACCGGAUGGAGAUGGGAGAUCGACCGGAGACCGAUGGGAGAUCGAGCAGAGGGGAGAGGGGAGAUGGGAGAGAGCAGAGGGAGAUGAGAGAUGGGAUCGAGUGAGAGAUGGGAUCGAGAGACUGAUGGAGGGUCGGUGGCAUCGGCUGUAA